CACCCACAUUCAACAGGCACUGGAGGAGGAUACUUGUUACAUGUUUAGUUUCUUCAAGUUUGUAUAAGUAGUACUUUAUACUAAACAGAGUCGAAGUGUCAGACAAUAUUAAAGAGCAGGAGAUGCGUAUAUUUUGAGGUGGUGAUGCGUUUAUUUUGCGCGCUAUGGUGCCUUCCUCUCACGGCACUCUAGGUUUACACCUCAGUAGGUAGAUCAGACUCGUUAAACAACAAAAGCAUCAACUAUAGAAGAACAGGUGACGAGAAUGGCAGCUCCACAUAACGGAUCCAACUUAACCGCGAACUACACCAACCAGUUUGUGCAGCCGCCGUGGCGCAUCGCUCUCUGGUCCGUUGCCUACAGCUCGGUUCUGGCGGUGGCGGUGUUUGGAAACCUCAUCGUGAUAUGGAUCAUUCUUGCCCACAAGCGUAUGAGGACUGUGACGAACUACUUUCUAUUAAACUUGGCGUUUUCAGACGCGUCAAUGGCCGCGCUGAAUACUUUAAUAAACUUUAUCUACGCUGCCCACGGGGAGUGGUACUUCGGAGAAGCUUACUGCAAAUUCCACAACUUCUUCCCGGUUACAUCGGUCUUUGCGAGCAUCUAUUCCAUGACUGCAAUCGCUGUGGACAGGUACAUGGCCAUCAUCCACCCACUGAAACCUCGGCUGUCAGCGAAGGCCACCACAGGGGUCAUCGUCUGUAUCUGGAGUCUGGCUGUGGUUCUGGCCUUCCCUCUUUGCUACUUCUCCACAAUUCGAACUCUGCCUCGUAGGACCCUCUGCUACGUGGCAUGGCCCCGCAAGGCUGAUGACCCUUUCAUGUAUCAUAUCAUAGUGACAGUUCUGGUCUAUGUGUUGCCUUUAGUGGUGAUGGGCAUGACCUACACCAUUGUGGGUGUGACUCUGUGGGGAGGGGAGAUCCCAGGAGAUUCAUCUGAUAACUAUCAUGGACAGCUUCAGGCUAAAAGGAAGGUGGUGAAGAUGAUGAUCAUUGUAGUGGUGACCUUUGCCCUCUGCUGGCUGCCCUAUCAUGUCUACUUCAUUGUGACGGGCCUUAACAAACGUCUGAGCAAGUGGAAGUACAUCCAGCAGGUCUACUUGUCGGUGCUGUGGCUGGCCAUGAGCUCCACCAUGUACAACCCCAUCAUCUACUGCUGCCUCAACAGCAGGUUUCGGGCUGGCUUCAAGCGAGCAUUUCGUUGGUGCCCAUUUAUCAAGGUGUCCAGCUAUGACGAGUUAGAACUCCGUUCCACACGGCUGCACCCAACACGUCAGAGCAGCAUGUACACACUGUCACGAAUGGAUACCACCGUGGUUGCGGUUUACGACCCGGCUGAGGGCGAUGGCGGUGCCAGUGGUGCCUCUGGAAGGAAGACCUCCCUGUCUGCCAGAAAGAAAAGCUACAUCACGUCUCGCCACACAGAGAUCACUGGAUGCAACGGUGGCAAUGUGAAAAUGCAAAAUGGAGACACCCCGAAUGCUCGACCUGAGGAUUUCUCUUGAAGGGCUUUUUCACAGACAUACAUACAGAAAUGCACACACAGACAUAUGCAUGCAAGGAAAUUUUAAACACGUGCAUAAUACACUGUACACACAAAGAGUGCAUGGGUUGUUUGCUGAAUUUAA
Messenger RNA from Scomber japonicus (chub mackerel), 1627 nucleotides. It is a transcript of the gene tacr3a, whose product is annotated as tachykinin receptor 3a. The record is from RefSeq and is a predicted model, not a curated record. Gene Ontology annotation, molecular function: tachykinin receptor activity. Bases 266 to 1504 code for a protein of 412 amino acids. Gene Ontology annotation, cellular component: sperm midpiece; plasma membrane. Gene Ontology annotation, biological process: positive regulation of flagellated sperm motility; G protein-coupled receptor signaling pathway. The transcript has 5 exons. Lineage: Eukaryota; Metazoa; Chordata; Actinopteri; Scombriformes; Scombridae.